UUUAUCCAAAACUCAUCGUUCGUUUCCCUGCUUCCUCUCGCUCUCUCAAUUUCUCUGACAAUGGCGUCUUCAAUGUUACCGUGUUAUCAAGUUAAUUCUUCGCUUCCACUAAGGACUAGCAACAAUAAUGCAAAUCUCUCCUCCUCCCUUCUCGCUUCGCCUAUCAACAUAUCUUCGAGCCGAAGCAUUUCUCCCCGAUUCCUCACUAACAAGCAUUCUCUGCUUCUCUCUUCAACUCAACGACGCCUCUCCGUUAUUGCGAUGGCUCCUCCGAAACCAGGAGGGAAAUCAAAGAAAGUGGUUGCAGUGAUAAAGCUGGCACUGGAGGCAGGGAAGGCGACUCCGGCGCCGCCUGUGGGACCGGCGCUCGGUGCAAAGGGUGUGAACAUUAUGGCUUUCUGUAAGGAUUACAAUGCCAGAACUGCUGACAAAGCUGGUUAUGUUAUUCCUGUUGAAAUCACCGUAUUCGAUGAUAAAAGUUUCACUUUCGUUCUCAAGACGCCACCUGCCUCCGUUCUGCUACUUAAAGCCGCAGGAGUGGAAAAAGGCUCUAAAGACCCAAAGCUAGAAAAGGUGGGGAAAGUCACCCUCGAGCAACUUCGGACAAUCGCCGCUGAAAAGCUGCCGGAUCUAAAUUGCACAACCAUUGAAUCAGCAAUGAGAAUUAUAGCAGGCACUGCAGCAAAUAUGGGGAUUGACAUUGAUCCUCCUGUUCUUGAGCCCAAAACGAAGCUUGUGUAGAUCCCUGUCGGUACAUCUUUUCUUAGAUUUUGCUAUUAUUGUAUUUGAAAUCAAUGUUGUUAUUAGUAAAUUAAAUUCAUCAUAUGGAGCUCUUUAGCUCCUUGUCUUGGCUUUCAAAAUUUUACAAGGUGCUUCAUGGUUAAA
Molecule: messenger RNA, 885 nt
Organism: Tripterygium wilfordii
Lineage: Eukaryota; Viridiplantae; Streptophyta; Magnoliopsida; Celastrales; Celastraceae
Product: 50S ribosomal protein L11, chloroplastic
Exons: 4
Coding region: 61-741 (226 amino acids)
Biological process (GO): translation
Cellular component (GO): ribosome; large ribosomal subunit
Molecular function (GO): large ribosomal subunit rRNA binding; structural constituent of ribosome
Source: RefSeq, a predicted model, not a curated record